Sinocyclocheilus rhinocerous is the source of this 6795-nucleotide messenger RNA. RefSeq lists its product as uncharacterized. Lineage: Eukaryota; Metazoa; Chordata; Actinopteri; Cypriniformes; Cyprinidae. Gene Ontology annotation, cellular component: cytosol; centrosome; centriole. Gene Ontology annotation, molecular function: microtubule binding. The record is from RefSeq and is a predicted model, not a curated record. Gene Ontology annotation, biological process: regulation of centriole replication. The transcript is spliced from 18 exons. Bases 13 to 6480 code for a protein of 2155 amino acids.
GUCAGUAACGACAUGGAUUCAGAGGGCUGUGCAGCAGACGUAAACAAUCCCCCUGCAGAGAUUCCCUGCCAGCAGCAUGGACAAAAUAUGCAUGAUUCAGAGGCUAGCAGACCAUACACAGAUCCUGACAAUGAUGAAAGACCAUUUAGUAACACUCAGGAUUCAAGCAUGCAGCCACUCAUAGACAGAUCUGAGACUUUACAACUGGAGUUUCAGGAUAGCCAGUUGUCACCUGCACUUACCCUGCAUCCCUGCCUGGACAAAUCUCACCUUCUUUCUGACUCCACAUUUUUUCAGCAUAAAGAUGCAGAAUUUGUCCCUCUUCGGGGAUUUCCUGACUUCUCAGUUAUGACUGAGAGAUGCCCCAGGACUUCAAAUGUAGCUGUAACUGAUGAUUCCCACCACCAAAAUACUAUUCUUGACCAGGCUGCACUUUCCCAGCAUCCGUUGGAGGUACCAACAGCCCCGUCAGGUGAAAAAAGCUGCUGCUCACUCUCCCAGCACAGCCUGUCACCUGGAGACCAUUGCAAAGGGCUUGAGGAUCAAGGGAGCGUUUCUUAUGGUGCUGAGGACAAAAUCAGCAGACAUAUGGAAGGAGAGGAGCAGACCACUGCUCAGCAGCUUAGUGAGGGAAUGUCUACUCGGCUCUUGUUAGAGUCCAGGGAAGAGGAUGUUAUUGUGGCUGUUAGUUACAGCAGUGCCGUUUCCUCCACCUCUGAACCUGCCUCACUUCACCAAAACACAGACAAAAGCCAGUUAGAUCCUUCCAUGAAUCUUCAAAAAGGCAGAGAGCAGCCCCAAGGGGGCUCAUUAUCAUUAUCAUCUUCAUUUCAGAAGGCUGCAGAUGUUUCAAAUAUAACUUUUCGUGAUUCACGGAUGCAUUCACACCAAACAACUGACCAUCUCCAUGAUCAGCUUCUGUCUGCAGGACAAAGAGGCUCCAUCUCGGCACCAGCAAGUAGGCACCAUAGUGGGAACAAAAGCUCUCAUAGUGGAAUAUGUGUCACACCAGCUGGUGAAGGUUUGUUGCAUGUACCAGGUCUGCAGAGAGUGCUCUGGAGCUCCGGUCAUCUAACAGCAGCAGAUGGUUCAUUCUUGAGCUCUCAGCCUGUGUCUCAGUCCACACCUGCACUACCUCUCAUGAGACCCCCACCAGCAUUGACCAAACUCUCACUCAUACACUCCAAACAAGAGGCUGUUGCUUCUGCGGCUACAUCCUCCCAAAACAGUCACUCCAAAACUGGCUUAAUUCCAUCGUUGAACCUAAGCGAUCAACGUUCCUCUCCCAUUCACUCUCAAACAACAGCUACAGUUCCUAGUGUACCUUCAGAGACUGCGCAAAAAAUGUCACAUGCCCAUCCCAUUUCAAACGAGCAAGUUCCUCCUCCUGUUUUAAAUCCACACUCUGAUACACCUCACUCCGACACUCAGCACUUUUACUCUGGUGCAGAGAUGAAAGAUCAGGUUCCUCGUUUGGCCCUUGGGAGAGUACAUUCUCUUCCCAGUCUGAGCUACUUACAGAAAGUAGAUGCCUGGAAAGCCAAUCAAAGUUCUAGCAGGUCGUUUUAUGAUAAUUUGGCACUACAGGGGUUUGAUGGUGUGUCGCCCAAGAAAAAAGCACAGGAUGUUGUUUCUGAAGCACUUAACCACAAGCUUUCUCGAGACACGCGUCUGACAUUUGGUGCUAAUCCCAGCUCCCAGAUGAUUCAGCCACUUUCCUCUUCUCAUUCUGGAAGUGGCUCACCCCGUCGGGUGGAUGUAGUUGGGACGGGUGCAUGCAGAGGACAAGCAUCUGAGUCACCUGUCAAUCGCUCACACUCUCACUCCUCCCUGAGCUCUGUGGUGACCUCUAUUCUGAGAGACACUGGUCCACACAAUCAGCUAAUUCCAGUAGCACAAUUUAAUAACAUCAUUCCAGCUACCAGAUCAUUGGACUAUCAGUCGUCCUUCGUUUCAGGUGGAAGGGGUGAAGGAAAAAAUAGCUCAGCUCCUCACAUGGAUAAAAGCUCAGUCAAGAUGUCUCCUUUCCUCAGUCUGGGGCGCUUCAGUGACGUGUCAUCAAACCUCAACAUGAGCAGCACUCUCUCAAGUUCUCAAGGCAGCUGCCAUGGUGAGCAGAGUAUGCGGGCAUCAGUGGGAGCCACCUCUUCAGUAGUGAGUCUUGAAGUAGAUAAUUAUGCACCCUACUGGACUUCCAGACCUGCAUCCCCUCCUCACACUAGGGAACUCAACAUUGAAGACAGGAUCCCUUUGUACCUUUUAAAUUUGGGUAUUGACCAGUCACCUUCAACAAUCUUAAAUCCAUUUACUCAUCGCGGACCAAUCAGAGAGCCUGAAUUCUCUCCUACUGACUUAUGUACCAUCAAAGGCUCCAUAGGAACACCAACUAAAAGCACACAGCCAUCUGAAGUUGACAGUCUUCAGAAGGAGACAUUCUCCAGUUCUAGUCAGCUCUCAGCUGACUCCAGUGCUUCUGUCACACACCGAUUGUCAGUGCAUGAGCAAGGCCAACCAGCCAGUGACAGAACUGUGAAGAAGAUGUUCAGCCAGGUGGAUACUCCACCAAGACUUAAUUCAACAGUUCAUCCUUCAUCAAGCCUACAACAGUCUGAUGCUCCACAAAGUGAAGGAAGCUUUGGUCUUACUAGCCAAAUCAGCUCAGAAGCCAUGCCUCCUCAAGGUCCCAGAGAGGUAGUAAAGAAGGAUGAUGACUCUUUUGUUGGCUCUGGCACACUGCGUGAAAUCAGACAUCUGCUGGGCCGGGCAGAAAGCCUGGUUUCUGGUCGAUCCUCUCUGACUUCCUCUCCCGGCUCACACCGCCUCUCAGAGAGUGACACAUCCCUUGUCUCACUAGGACGGAACAUUCAAGGUUAUCAUGAUGACACAUCUCUGUCAGCUGGUGGGAAUCUUUCUUUGCUGCUAACUCGCUCUUCUUCAGAUUCAGCUUUGAAAGGAAGCUUGUCAUCCUCCCAAAGGCCUCAACAGAUUGACCGCACAACUAUAGAGCCUACCGCUCUCUCUUUGAGCAGAGAGGAAAGUUUGAAGUCACGUGACCUCUGUGUGACCCCAAGGCGGGCUGAACCUGAAGGCUGCAGUGCUGCAGACCAAGAUAAGGCAAAGCAACCUACAGUCACAUCUGCCAUGCAGAUAAAUGUUCCUUCGAUAGCAGAAAACCAGGACCAGACUGAGGAUGCUGUGAUUGGCUCUUCUGAGAAUAAUUCGUCUCAUGUCUCAGCUGAGGUUGAAAGUAUGAGUGACAGUAGCAGCGAGAGUUCAUUGGCUGCCAGAGUUGCCAAGCUCCUGCAGAGUGAGUCACCCGGUUCAAUGGUUACAAGCCGGCCAAGCACCAGUGAUCCAGAAGAUAGCUGUGCACGAGAAUGGAUCCUGAUGAAGGUUUUUGGCCGCCGAUGUGAAAGCUUAGAACUAAACGCUGAGGACAGACAGAGAAUUGAAGACAUCAAAAGAGAGCUUCUACUGAACACCAAGUGGAGCUCAGAUUCUGAGGGCAGUGCUCAGUCGAGUGUUGGUCCUGAAUCUCAGCUGACGAAGGGCUGUGUUGGACUGCGUAACAUGGAGAAUCAUAACUCAGAUCAGCUGCAGAAAGUCGAUUCAAAACCCUCGGACACUGUUCCAUUUUACACUCCUAUCCAACAGGAUCUAGAGGCCAAAGUUCGCCAGAUUGCCCUUAGAGAGGGGCUCAGUUCCCAGCCUUUUACUUCUAUUACUAUAUCAACCACUCGCCGCACUCCGUCUCCACAGUCACCAUCACAUUGCCCUAUCACUGCUACUGAGGAAUUGGACAGUGUUGGUCCUGACCAUGAGACUUUAGAGAGCACGAGCCAAAUGAGACUUCAGCCAGCUGUUAUACCUAAUGUAUCAGGCAGAGAAAAAGAGACGGUGAGAGAAGAACAACAUAGUGAAGAGAAGAAAGGAGAAGAAAUGACUGAUGACAACAAAGAGAACAUUAUUACGAAUGAUCCCCGGAGUAUCCAAAGAAUACCUCACAUGGGCUAUAAUGUCACUGCCAGUAACCAGAUAUUAUCCAGUGCUGCAUCGGAUUCAACCUUUGACAAGAAGUCCCAUCUCUCUCACAUACACGUCACCUUAUCACCCAAACCCAAUCACCAGUCAAAUCCAAACUACUUAAGCAGACUAUCCAGUCAAAACACCAGUAAAGAUGUCCCACCUCCAGUGGUGUCAGGCGUGACUGGUGAACAUCUGCAGUCCAUACACCGAAUCUCAAAAUCAAAUCAUGCCAGAUCAUAUGAACACAGAGAGCCAGUUCAAGGCCAGAAUGCAGGAAGCGUCAGUGCACACUUACAGGCCAGAUACCCACAAACCUUUGCUCUCUCUCAGAGACUGGCUGGGACAUCCAGAACUCUCUCUGUUCAAGCAGCUGUCCCUGCCCUGUUGCCAUACAAACCUCAUGGAAGCUCCGAGCUGUUCUACAUCCCGCAGGCUGAUCCAGAGCUCUCUCCUGGUCACUCUGACACAACUGUAGAAAGCUCUCACCCUGGUUCUGAUGAUGCUGUCCCUCCACACUUCAAUACAGACAUUUUAGGCUCUAGAGAGCUAGAAGACAACAUAAUUACAUCAAAACACAAGGAAGGCAUCUACAGUAAGAGGGCCAAUAUGAAGAGAGUUUCCAGUGUGUCUGGAAAUGGUCUUCCAGCAUCAGUAACCACUUUUGCUGGCCAAAAUGACAAUACUGCUCCUGAAGCUUAUGUUUUUGAGAAGAGCAUGGACACUGUUGGCAUAGAUGAGGAGUAUAGAGAUGAGGAAGAAAAUUUUGUCCCCUUACACAUGGAGGCAGACUACAGUACAGAUGAUGUGCAUCUUCACUCUAGCACUAUUCAGGAGCCCAAAUUACCACUAGAACCACACCAUUUCUCUUCUCAGCCAAUCAAAAAGUCCUACAGGGGGGACAAGAAAAAGCAGGACAGAACACCUCAUGAUGUUAGCAUAGAGAUUAGCAGUUCUCUGGACCAGCUGUGGCGUCGCUUCAGUGAAAAAUGGAGCAUGGAGGAGACAAGACCAACUAAUGAGGGAGAAACGUCACUGCUUGAUAGACUGGAACGUCUGUCUUGUCUCAUUCACAAUACCUCUCCAACAGACCUAACUAUACAACAGUCACACAGCAGGAAAGGAGAGUAUUACAGGAGGAGUGAUCGAGAGGCUGGGACCACAGAGGGAGAAGAGCAAAGAGAAAGAGUUCAGUUAGACGUGGCUCCACAACAAGCUUGGCCUGAGCAUGAGGAGAAUCAGGACAGAGUGGAUCACUGUCCUGCUGAGAGAGAUGAGUCUGUGAGUGUGGAGACGAGCAGUAGCCUGUCCACUAUUGACACGGAGCGGCUGCUGCGAGCUUUUGGACCUCACCGGGUCACCAGUAAGGGACUGAAAAGCAGUGACAGCUUGCUCAGACUUUACAACACUAUGAAUAUGCAGAAAACUGGCCGAAGGAAACCCCGUACUAAACAUGUUGCCGUCUCUGUUGCUACCGAUGAUGUGAGCACUGAUGACUCCACGGUCUCUGCUGAUUCUUUAUCAUCUUCAAGCACUUUAUCCCAUCAUUCUCAAAGAGGUGUUUCCCAAAACCUCAAUUCCAAAAGGUCAAAGGUCAAACUAGUCAGCAAAGGUGUGCAGGCAGGUGAUUUGGAAAUUGUUGUAAAUGGCACCCACAGACACACUCGGGACGUAGGCACCAUCUUUCCCUCACCAGGUGCUUUCAAAAAUGUCCGUUCAUCAAACACAUUUGGCAGAAGCAUUCAGAGUGGCUUUCCCAUCCCCACUGCUUCCACAUCUAAACCCACCCAAACCCUGACUGCUCUGAAGAAAGACCCCAGCAACAAGAGCAUUCGGACACGCUACCCAAACGGUGUGUCAUGGUUUGUCUCAGCUGAUGAGCUUACGUGUGAUGGUCGCAAGGAAAACCAGCCACAGACCGAAUCAGCACCUUGCCCAAGCCAAGUCUGGUUUAAGCCUUACACUAGAACCAGACCCUGGAGAGAAACAACCAGAGAACCACUAAGAGAGAGACAGAAUCAGCAAGAGCAAGAGAGGCCAACAGAGUCCAUAACAGCUACAGAGAAAGCUCUUGUUCGACUUUCACUACAGGAAGCUCUGGAGCUCCAUCGGCCAGAGUUUGUGUCUCGUUCACGGGAGCGGAUGAAGCGUCUGGGGUUACUGGUUGAGGAGAGGAGGUUACAGGCAGUCUUCAACAGAGAGAGAGAAGAGCUCUUCAACUGCCCCGCACCAUCACGUCCAUACAGACCAGCAGCUCCAGUACCCUGUAAACGAGUCGUUCCAAGAAGAGAGAUGGUCCAAAGAUCCAAAGAGAAAUAUGUUCAACUUCCUGAGGUCCAGAGAAGAAGGGAAGAGGAAAGGAGACAGGCAGAGUACCGCUCCUACCGCCUCAAUGCUCAACUCUUUAACAAGAAAGUCACUAAUCGUGUGUUGGGAAGGAGAGCACCCUGGCAGUGAUCCAGAAUCCACCAACAUUUCCAAAAGCCUUACUGUUCUUUGAAUGUGACAGGUCCUGUGGGUGUUUUAUAUGGGGUGAUAUUUUAUAAUGGUUGUGUCUUUUGCAAGUGUUGUUAGAUAUAUAUGUGUGUUCGUAUUUUAAGAUGUGAGAUUUUAUAUGAUUGUGAUUGUGUAUUAUUUAUGGAGUUGCAGUGUUGGAUUGUUUCAUUAUGACUAUUAUAGUCGCAAAAUGAAUUUUUAUUAUGUCUGUCUUUGCUAAAUUUUAGAACUAUUUUUAUGAGGUGAAUAAAUAAGCAGCGAUUUGUGAGAGCUUUU